This is a messenger RNA of Solenopsis invicta (red fire ant), 970 nucleotides long. RefSeq lists its product as uncharacterized. The transcript is spliced from 5 exons. Bases 509 to 970 code for a protein of 153 amino acids. NCBI's taxonomy places the organism in Eukaryota, Metazoa, Arthropoda, Insecta, Hymenoptera, Formicidae. The record is from RefSeq and is a predicted model, not a curated record.
AGAUAAUGGAAGGCUCGACGUAAAAGAUCUAAGUAGUUCGAACAAAAUAUGUCUCCGUUGAGAAGGCUCGACGCAAAAGAUCAAAGUUCGAGCAAAAAAAUAUCCUCGUUAAGGGAUUACCCGAGAUGCGGCAUUAGCACCUGCUGUAAUCACAGGCGUUCUUGUUUUACAAAACAUGAAUUUUGCACUCAAAGGUGCAAACGCACUUUUGAAUGCAAAAAUAAAGGGUCAGCCACGGUAACUUACCACAAGAACGUAUAUAAAGUCUUUUUUAAUUUAUGUAAUACUUAUAAGUUACUUCUACUUAUUGUGUUUAACAGAUAAAAUCUCGUUUGGCUCACAAACAGAAUAGUCACCUAUAAAAACAUUAAAACAAGAUCAAUGUAAAAUCAUUCAAUUGGAAUUAGAAAUACAGAAAAAAAGAAAUAAAAAGUUAGAAGAAUUGAAUUUAAAAUUACACAACAAAAAUCAAAUACUGCGUAAUAUAAUACAAGAUCUGAAAGAAAAUAUGAGUUUUUUACCGAGUUCAUCCAUGGCUCAAUCAAAUGGAAGGCUCAACAUAGAGCAAAAUUUAAAUAAAAAGUCCCCCUUGAGGGAUUACUGCAGCGUUAGCAUCUGCAGUAACCACAGGUGUUCGUGUUAUACGAAGCAAGAAUUUUGCACUCAAAGGUGCAAAUGCACUUUUGAGUGCAAAAAUAAGGGCUCAGCCACGAUGGAAUCUCGUUUGGCUCAAAAACAGAGUAGAGAGCCACCUGCAAACACAUUAACGCAAAAACAUCAGCAACUCACUCGAGAAUUGGAAACGCAAAUAAAACAAAAUAAAGAACUAGAGGUAUUAAAAUUAAAAUUAAAAAAAUCAGAAGAAUUAAAUGUAAAAUUAUACAAUAAAAAUAAAAUACUCCAUAACAUAAUACAAGAUUUAAAAGGAAAUAUGAGAGUUUCUUGCCGACUGUUUAACGAACUAUUAUGA